Molecule: messenger RNA, 1530 nt
Organism: Chenopodium quinoa (quinoa)
Lineage: Eukaryota; Viridiplantae; Streptophyta; Magnoliopsida; Caryophyllales; Amaranthaceae
Exons: 2
Coding region: 360-1043 (227 amino acids)
Source: RefSeq, a predicted model, not a curated record
UGAGUGCAUAACUGCAUAAGUAUGUGUGCAAAGUUUGACUAUAUUAAUAUUUUGGGACACAAAGAAUAAUCAAGUUGAGUUGCUCUCGAUCUCCUGCAACGCCCUAGCCUCGUUCAAGGUAUUGGACAAAUUGAUGAAUGAUGAGUAAACAACAAUCAUUGCUUGUCAUUAUGACAAAGUGAGGUCAUCAUAUAAGUCAAUUGGAUUGCUUCAAAUUAGGAAACUUGCUAGAGUAGCUAGUUAUAGCUUAUCAAACUCGUGUUAUCAAAACUCAAAGGCAAAGCAAUUCCAUUUUAAGUUGUAAAUUCUUGCAUUGCAUUACAUUAAUUUGUAUUCAAAAAAUAGAGAAAAGCAUAAUAAUGGGUUUCCAAAAGGAGUACCUUGAUUUAGUUCUUGUACCCUGUGGAAUUACAUUGAUGUUUGUUUAUCAUAUCGCCUUGCUCUAUAGAUACUUGAAUCAUCCAGAAACUACUGUUGUGGGCUUUGAGAAUCAUAACAAGAGAGCUUGGGUUGAAAGAGUUAUGGAGCUUGAUGAUUUGAGUAGCAUGGAGUUACCCUUAUCAGCAAUAUCCUCCAACACAUCAGCAGCAACAUAUCUAGCCUCAAUCUCCUUAGGCUUGAGCUCCUUGAUUGGUGCAUGGAUUGCAAGCAACAACAAGAUAUUCCAAAGCGAAAUUAUAUAUGGUGAUAGAACUCCAACAACCAUGAUGUUGAAGUACAUAAGCCUUCUCAUUUGCUUCUUCUUGGCCUUUUUUUGUUUUGUGCAAGCAACAAGAUACUUCAUCAAUGCAACUUAUCUCAUAAGCAUGCCAAAUAGUAACACACCUAUUUACUAUGUUGAAGUUGCUAUUAUUAGGGGUGGUGAAUUUUGGCAACUUGGACUUAGAGCUCUUUAUUUUGCCCUCAAUUUGUUGCUUUGGUUCUUUGGACCUAUCCCUAUGUUUGUUUCUUCGGUUUUUAUGGUUGUACUCUUGCAUUAUCUUGACUUGAAUUCGACCCCGUUGCAUCAAUUUCAAGCUUCUUCGAAACAAAGAGGUCACUAAUACUAUGGUAGCUACUACCAUUGAACUUAAUGUAUUAUGAAGAAGAUUAAGAAAUUUAGUUUGUCAUGGCUAAUUGUGAUGUUAUUUACGUGUUUUUGGCCAGGUUCCCAAUGGUCUCCUACAGGUCCCUAUUUCAAGAUAGAAAGUGAAGUUUAAUUAUGUCUUUGGAAGGGAUAUGAGAAUCUGCUCCCUUAAAUGAGGUUUAGGAGAUGCUCCUACUAUCAGUUGAUCCCCCUACACUCUUUGAUUACAACUCUGUAUAUAUGAGUUGAAAAGUUUAAAUAAACUUUUUAAAUUGGAGUGAGACAUUGAAAUACAAUGGUCGGAUAAAGUUAAUAACCAACAAUUUAAAUUGGUAUCAUAUUUGUAAGUUAAUCAUGCAGUAAAUUGAUUGGUUGAUACUAAUUAAAUAUUGAAAUGAAGGGAAGAAUAGUAUGGCCAAUAUUGUAAAAAUCUAAUUUCCUUCCUUUCGCUUCAAGCAACCUAU